Messenger RNA from Penicillium manginii, 2829 nucleotides. Its product is annotated as putative PHD finger and SET domain protein. NCBI's taxonomy places the organism in Eukaryota, Fungi, Ascomycota, Eurotiomycetes, Eurotiales, Aspergillaceae. The transcript is spliced from 2 exons. Gene Ontology annotation, molecular function: protein binding. The record is from RefSeq and is a predicted model, not a curated record. The coding region runs from base 1 to 2829 and encodes 942 amino acids.
AUGACAGAUACCUCCUCCCUCGCCAUCACGCACGCCACCACGGAUCCGUAUCCGGUCCCCGCUCCUCCGGGCUCUCCCAUCGCUAAUGGCGCGAUUUCUGACUCGGUCGCUCCUGACGAGGAAGAACCGUACACCAUCAAAUGCAUCUGCUCCUUUGAUGAAGAUGAUGGAAGUACGGUAUUCUGCGAAGGGUGUGAGACGUGGCAGCAUAUCAUCUGCUACUAUCCGGACAAGCGGGUACCGGACGUGCACAACUGUGUCGACUGUGAACCUCGCGUUCUCGACGGUCGCCGUGCCACGGAGCGUCAGCGUCAACGACGAAACAAAGAGCAGAGCGAGGGCGGCGACCGGAAAAAGCGUCCAGGCUCCAAAACACAGAGGAAGAAGGGUAAAGAUGCGAAGCGAAUCAGGGGCCCGCGACCAGCCCCCGCCAAGAAGGCCAAGGUUUCGCACCGCUCGUCUGCAUCCAUCAGUGUCAUCCCAGGCGCCCCAACCAUCCUUCCUGAAUCUCGCAAAAGGCGAUCCUCCACUUCCGUUGCUCCGAGUCCUACCAAAACCUUCGCCCCCUUCAUUCCUUUGUAUUCGAACGAAUUCCUCCACCUCUAUGAUCAUGAUGACGAACACGAAGACCGGAAUAGUAAUCUGUUUGUGAAUGUGAGCCUGGUCGGCGACAUGGCAUCGUGGGUGAAGGAUCCGGAUGCUUUGGCGCAACUCUCCAAUCAUCGUCCAACGGCGGAUACUUUCAACAUGUCCGAUGCACCUCUCGACCGAUCACAAUGGCCUACCUUGACGACCGAUACAAUCACAGACCCCACUAUCGACAUCGGUGGCCGCAGUCCGAUGUGGAAGAUUGUAAAGACCCAAGAUGCGGUACAGAAGGAUGCAAUCCUUGGAGAACUCACCGGCAAGGUGGGCAUGUUUGACGAGUAUUGCCUUGAUCCGAACAAUCGAUGGCAAGAGUUGCGCCACCCAGAACCCUUUGUUUUCUUCAGUUCUCACCUUCCUCUCUACAUCGACAGCCGACACGAAGGCAGUGUCCUCCGCUACACUCGUCGAUCAUGUCGUCCCAACGUUACGAUGAAGAUUUACAUUACCAAUGACGUCGAGUAUCACUUUUGCUUUGUCGCGAAGGAUUACAUCCCGCCCAACUCUGAGAUCACCAUAAUGUGGUAUCUGGAUGCCCCUUUGUUUGAAGGGUUCAAUGGUCUUGUCAAGCAGGAAUCUGAUGACAGUGCCACAGAACCAGCUUCCACAUGUCUCAGUAAUACCCUCGCAAAUAUCGGUGGAUGCGCAUGCGGAAACGCGCAGGGUUGUCUGCUCGCAAAAAUUGAUCGUCGUCAACACCCGAAGCCAUCAGACUCUGGUGCGAAGCAGCCCAACGGCAAGCGGAAGAAAGCGAAGACCAAAUCUACGGCGUCUCCACAAGAAACUGGCCCUGCUUCCCUUAGUCGGGCUGGUAGCGAGACAACCAAGCAUCCUGAAGACGACGAUGCGGCUGCCGAUAGUCGCUCCACGUCUGGCUCGGCGCGAGGACAACCCCAAAGUCGUGACAUGAGCCCAUCCGCCUCUCAUCUUCAUGAAUUGUCUAGUCGAGAGCGGCGUAAGAUCGCAGAUGCCGAAAAGAUGUUCCAACAAUUGGAAAACGGCCAGCGCCCCACGGCUCAGAAGAAGAAGAAGCGUACGAGUGGCGGCACAUCAGUACACUCACCCGCUGCUGUUUCUUCAACCUCCACGCAAGUCGGGUACGCCAGCUCGCAGAAAGCAGCCAAGGGUCUUCAUCUCAAGACCGGGAGCGAAUCCCGCUCCCCGACAGCAGCCCUUUCGCCAGGUACCAUGUCGGUCGGCCGCUCUGACUCGCCGCACAAGGUGUCAGGCCCCAAUACGCCAACACAGGCUACCCACCGCCCGACGUAUGUCGAUGCGGCAGUCCACGUUGACAUGGAUGAGUCUGAAGAGCCUUCGGCCUCGGGGCCUUCACCCCCGCGUCAACGCUUUGCCUAUACGCCCAUGAACGUCCGGCUUUUGAAACGAUUCAGUAUGGAUCGACUCCGGGCUCAGGAAACCGCCCGCCAACAGUUAUCUUCUGCCGGUUCCGAUAGUGUGGGCUUCGCUUCCUCGCCCUCUGUCCCUCUGUCUCCUGCUUUCAUCCGAUCCCCAGUCGUGGCCCAAGACAAGGUUCCUGUGCAGGUGUUCAAUUCAGACCCAUCUCAGCCAUCAGACGCACCACCCUCAUUGGGAGAUGUCGAGAUGCAGGAUGUUUCCGCAGCUCUGGAACCAGAAUCGCCUUCCGUCGGUCGAGACCUCAGCAGGCCCAUAAUCCCUCCCCCGUGGCCGUCUACCGCUGCUCACAAUACGCGCAUCCCCGGGUCUUUUUUGGCAGAACAAGGAAGUCUUCGAAUUUCGAUGCCUCCACCAAGCGCCCCAGUGAUUCCUUCUAUGGUCAGCCCUGGCUCUACUUCCAGCCCAGGUCUCAUUUCGCUUAGCGCUUCAGACUCUACAUCUCCACAAACCAGUACGCAACUGCCCAGCUUCAGUGUACCGACUCCGACCCCUGCGAAGAAAAAGCUCAGUCUCGGUGAUUAUCUCAUUCAAAAACGCACGAUGGCGACACCUACCUCGGAAAAAUCCCAGGCACAGUCCGUCGCCUUGUCCACUCCGCAGCAAUCACCGACCACGCCUGAAUCAGGACCCACAAUCAAUGCAGAUGGCAUGCAGAUCCCAACCAAGGCAUCUCCUGACCGCAAGAUUGAGCCAUUGGAGUCACCAGAUGUAAAGAUGAAGGAUGCGCCCGAAUCAAGCCAUCCACACAUCCCCUCCAUAUCUUCGUGA